AUGAGCAAACAGACGAAGAUCCAUGCUCGACAUGAGGACGUUCCGAAGGAACAUCAUGUACACAGAACUGGUGACUGGCUUCCUGGAGACCAUCGCGUCCACAAGGAAUGGCUGAACGGCGUCAUUGAGCAUGUCGACAAGAACCCGAAAGACAUUCAACCCGUUAUACAAGAGUUCAAGACGCUCAUCGAGACCAACACGCGCGUUUACAUGCUCGUGCAGUCCAUGUUCGAGCAGAUCCCUUCCAAGAAGCCCUAUUCGUCCGACCCGACCGGCCACAAGCAGAUUAGGGACCACAAGCACAUGCUUCAACUGCUUAACCACCUCAUGACCACUGCACCGCACUGGAGUGACAGUUCGCACCGCGUCGGCAUGGUCGGCGUGCCCAUCAACGCCGUCCUCGACUGGCCUAUGGGUACCCCCAGCGGCUUCGCGUUCUUCCUCGACCCCGAUGUCAACCAGAUGCUGAAGAAGGUCCUCGACGCGUGGGGUGCGUUCCUUUGCUCCGAGGAUUCGGCCAAGCAGGCGCUCCACGACGGCCCGAGCGGCUGGUUCAGCGCGCACGGCAAGUCCGACCUCUCCGCCGUUGCGAACGGCGCUGCGGGCACCUCACACGCGUUUGAGGAUCUCUUCGAGUGCGACCCCUCAAAGUCCUAUCACGGCUUCGCGUCCUGGGACGCGUUCUUCACACGCAAGUACAGGGAGCAUGCGCGCCCCAUCGCUUCACCGGAUGACGACAACAUUAUCGCGAACGCAUGCGAGUCGAAGGCGUACAACAUCGCGCACAACGUCGCGCUGCGCGACGCGUUCUGGAUCAAGGGCCAGCUGUACUCCGUGCUCGACAUGCUCGCCCACGACGAGCGCGCGCCACUCUUCGUCGGCGGGACGGUCUACCAGGCGUUCCUCUCCGCGCUCUCGUACCAUCGCUGGCACGCGCCCGUCAACGGACGCGUUGUCCGGGCGUACGUCAAGGAGGGCACAUACUACUCCGAGCCGCUUUUCAGCGGCGUGGGCGACCCCGAACGGCGGGGGAGCGCCAAAGACGGGGAUGAGAUCGACAAGGGGGGCGAGACCGACUCGCAGGUAUACCUGACCGCCGUCGCGACGCGCGCGAUCAUCUUCAUCGAGGCGGACAACCCCGCGAUCGGCCUCAUGGCCUUCCUGGGCGUCGGCAUGGCGGAGGUGUCGACGUGCGAGAUCACCGUGCGCGAGGGCGACCAUGUGAAGAAGGGGGACGAGAUCGGGAUGUUCCACUUUGGCGGCUCGACCCAUUGCUUGAUGUUCAGGAAGGGCGUGGACGUGCAGGGAUUCCCGGAGCCAGGAAGUAAGGAGAACGUCCCUGUACGUGGCCAAAUCGCUGUGGUUGCGUAG
Fomitopsis serialis is the source of this 1371-nucleotide messenger RNA. RefSeq names its product phosphatidylserine decarboxylase family protein. The coding region runs from base 1 to 1371 and encodes 456 amino acids. The record is from RefSeq and is a predicted model, not a curated record. Gene Ontology annotation, cellular component: mitochondrion. The transcript has 2 exons. Gene Ontology annotation, molecular function: phosphatidylserine decarboxylase activity. Gene Ontology annotation, biological process: phosphatidylethanolamine biosynthetic process. NCBI's taxonomy places the organism in Eukaryota, Fungi, Basidiomycota, Agaricomycetes, Polyporales, Fomitopsidaceae.